Trematosphaeria pertusa is the source of this 2179-nucleotide messenger RNA. Its product is annotated as beta-lactamase/transpeptidase-like protein. Lineage: Eukaryota; Fungi; Ascomycota; Dothideomycetes; Pleosporales; Trematosphaeriaceae. The transcript is spliced from 2 exons. The record is from RefSeq and is a predicted model, not a curated record. Bases 55 to 1893 code for a protein of 612 amino acids.
CCACCUCCGCGGUAACGCUCAAUUAAACGAGGGCCAACUCGUAGCCAAGAAGUCAUGUGGCUCGAAAUCUUCGGCUACACUCUGAUCGAACUCUGCCUCUUCUUUGUCUUCAAAUACGGCGUCAAGCGUACUCUCGAUUAUACCUGGUACUGCACACUCCCCAUUAUACUAGGAUACGGCCUCCACAAAGUGAUUGAGCACGAGAAACAAAACGUGCUGCAAGAGAAGGCCGCGCAAGCUAGACGUGCGUACUGCCCACCACCCGGGCCAUCCCUUCCACCACCCGACCGUCCGCUGGCUUCGCCUCCAUUCCUCCCCUUUGAUCGAUCGCCAUGCACUCCAGACCACUCUCUGGAAGCGUAUGACUGGUACGCCAGCACCACAUUUGUGGUUAAAGCGUCCAUUGGGAACUUGACGCUGAUCGACUAUGCGCAUGCGGCGGAGGGAUCUUCACAUUCAGCUCAGCCCUCUCCUGAGGUGCACGCUUCGGGUUUGCCCGGCUACAGUACCCCACACGAGCCGUUGCACGAGACUAAGUUCCGGAUUGCGAGUGUGACGAAGCUGUUCACGGUACUGGCAGUGCUGCUGAGUAAGGAGACGAUUGGGUGGGAGGAUGCGAUAACGAAACAUAUACCUGAACUGGAUGCGAGAAGCUAUGGAGAAGUGACGAUUGGGGCAUUGGCGGGGCAGACGAGCGGCCUUGGGAGGUUUGGCUACGUAGGCGAUCUCUCCUUCAUCCCCGGAUUCAACCCUGUGCAACUAGGUAUGGGUGUUAUACAGGAACCACUUCCAGGCUGUGAUCCAUUUCCAGGUGGUCGCGUAUGCACGCGCUCAGAAGUCCUCGACAUGUUCAACCAUCCAGCGUAUUGGCCGCACUCACCCAAUUUCGGGCCACUGUAUUCCAACAUCGCAUACAACCUCCUAGGGAUGGCACUCGAAUCCGCACACUCGAAGCCGUUUGAUCGCAUCAUUGAAGAUCUCAUCUUCGACCCCAUCGGAAUGACGCACUCCACAUUCGAAAUGCCAAAGGAGCCGAAAAGCGCCGUUCUACCUCAAAAAGGGGCGCAAUGGGCCGUUCCUAACUUCGGAAACUUCAAUCCCGCAGGCGGACUCUGGAGCACGCCAAACGACAUGCUUGUCUUCCUCCAAGCCCUUCUCCACCACAAACUGCUCUCGCCAGUUGAGACACGAAAGUGGCUCCAGCCGCGCUCCAUGCUGCCAACCCUUCACCAACUCGUCGGCGCACCGUGGGAGAUCCUACGACCCACGGACCUGGACGUGAGAGCUUCGCGCCCGAUCAACCUCUAUACGAAAGCAGGUGGCGUAGCCGGGUAUUCUAGUUUCGCGGUUCUGAUUCCGGAGUACGACAUCGCAAUCAGUAUCAGCGCCGCUGGAAACACCUCGGAUGCAGCGAUCGUCGAUAUUCUGCCUUUGGUCGUCAAGCCGCUCGUUGCGUUUGCGGACCACGAGGCGCGCUUGCAAGCUACGACCAAAUACGCUGGCACCUAUUCGAUGCCCGAAUCCAACAGCAGCAUCACCCUAACGCUCGAUGACGGCCCAGGCAUGUCAAUCACGUCUUUCGGCGUCAACAGCAUUCCUGUUCUUGAACGGCUGGCGAAGCUCAGAUGUGCAACUUGCGACGAGUUCAGUGCGAGACUGUAUCCGACGGAUCCGGAUUCUCUAAGGGCGCCGAGGGAGACCUGGAGGAUAUUGUUCGAUGGCAAGAGGCCGAACAGCACGUUCGCGGAUAUGGAUUGUGGAAGCUGGAAUUGGGGUGAUCCGUGGAGGUAUGCGGGGCUGCCGCUGGACACGGUGGUGUUUGAGUUUGAUGGGGAGAAGGCGGCGAGUAUAGAGUUGGUUGGGUGGAGGACUACGUUGUCGAGAGCUAAAUGAGGGUUAUGGUAUUAGAGCAGGAGAUGAGACUUAAAAAUGGAUGAUGGGGAGAAUGUCUGCGGGGCCGUGUUUAUCCGCGGGGCCAUGUGUGUUGGCGGUGCGCCCGUUUAUCCAGCAGCUUUCAGGCACCUGAGGCUGGCCCGACUCAGCUUGAUCAUGCUGUAUCCCGGCAGAGCGUGGAGGACGGGGAUAAUGGCACCCUGCUGGUAUGGAGUCUGCUGAAGUGGUACGGGGAGCGAAGAUUCGCUGGCGCGACGAAUCAACCAUGGCUAAUACUCCAAUCUCA